GGCGGAGGCAGCACUCCAGAAGCAGCCCAGAAGCCCGAGGAGGAAGAAGGAGAACCGUCUAGGCAGGAACUGAAGGCGAGAGGGGAGACUCCAGCCAACGCAGGAUGAAGAUGCUCGCGAUCCUUCUGGCCUCCUGGCUGGCGCUGGCGGGAUCAGCCACGGUGGGGCCCAAAGAUGACAGAGAAGAGGUGCCACCCGCAGAGGACCUCCUCCAAAAAGAAAUCGACCCCAUUCCACUCCAAGACAUGCUCCAGGAGGAACUGGACCCUUAUAUGAAUCCUGUGUACCAGCGGGAAGUGUUUGAUCUGCCGCUGCUGGUCCACGGGGAGCCCCAGACGGAUUUCUCUGCCCUCACCCCCAGAGGACGAAGACCACCCGGUGUCGGCCACCCACGUUACCCCAGCAACCUGCCCGACUUCCCGCCAGGCCGCCCCAACCUCAGCAACAUCGACGGCAUCUGCGCGGAAGGCAGGCAGAAGGCGGCCUACGGGCCCUGGAACCUGCCCCACACCAGCUUCAGCCACCUCAGCCGCCAGGGGGCGGCCCUCAACGACCUGGAGGCCAGCGUGAGCCAGUGUUGCCAACUGCCCGAGGACAGGAAGCUGGAGUGCAGCCAGGCUGCGUGGUCGGAUGUCCUGGAGAAGUUCUGCGAGGCCGAAUUCUCCGUGAAGACCAAGCCUUACCCCUGCUGCAAGCUGGAAGGCGCCAGCCAGGAGGACUGCUUUGCUCGCAUGGCCCCUUCCCCGAAUUACGAGCAGCAAGGAGAGGAGCCGAGCGACUGCACCCCGAGUGACCCCUCCCAGUGCAAGCCCAAAGACCUGAUCGCCGCUCACAAGCUGCCCAAGAUCGCCUUCCCUCCGGGCAGGCCCACCGAUGCCAACAUCAAGAACAUCUGCAAGCUGCGCAAAUUCCGGCCUGUCUACCCCGAGAGCACCCUCCCGAAGUCAGGCUUCGGCUGGUUUGUGCGCCAGGCCCGGGCAAUAAACCGCCUGGAAAAGGAAUUCAAGAACUGUUGUCGGAAGGAGGACGUCGUCGGCUGCGCCUACGGAAGGUGGGAAACGGUCCUGACUCAGUUCUGCAAGAAGGAGGGCGCCGUGAAGACCAAGCCCCACUUCUGCUGCAAGGAGCCGGAGGGGGAGGACCGCUUCGCUUGCUUCACCAACCAGGCCCCCUUCCCGGCCUACGACAGGGAGAUCCGGGUGGUCAACCUGGCCGAGGUCACCCCUGCACUCCUGGACCUGCUCUGUGGCCAGCACACUCUUCUAUCCAAGCAGAAACACAUGCCUGCUUUGGUGCAGAACAUCACACAGCCCUGUUGUGAGCUGCAGGGGGAUGAGAGGACACAGUGUGCCCAGCAAGAGAAAUCUCAGUUCAUCACCACCCUCUGCAACUCCCCCAAAGCCUUUUGGAAGGACACAAAGAAAUGCUGCUCUCAAGCCAAGGAUGCCGCCCGCGUCACCUGCUUCGAUGCCGGCUACCUGAGCAACGUCACCCUGGCCAGCACAGAGCAGCCCCUCCAGCCCACCGAGCCCACAGAAUAAAUCGCAAAAGGACAGCUCGCGUACUUCUGAAAGACACCUUGCCCUCCUUGCUGGCCUGCCCCACUCGGGGAGCGAGUCAGCUGUUUUCUCGGCCUGUAGACUGUCAGAUCUGUAAGUCAUCCCCCCCACCCAGCAUGCGCUGGCCUUCCGUUCAAGGGGGUGUCUCACACACACACACCAGCUUCAUGCACUUUAUCUCUUGGGCAGUUGUGACAGACGAGUCCCCACUUUUAGGCCCGUGAGCCUUCCUCCCAUUCCGUCUGACUUUGCCUUCCAUGCCGGAAGUGCUGGAAGGCUUCUGUUUCACCCAGGGAGGAAGCAGGAGAGGCAGUUGCCGUUGGGUACCCUGCCUCUUGGUCUCUUUGUAAAGUUAUGUCAUUCCCACCAAACUGAGCAUCUCCAUGUCUUGGUGAGAACUCGGUUUCCCCUUCCCCCCCCCUUUGAGUCCUGCACUCUGUUUUGUUUAAAGCCAGCACCGCAAAAGAGGGCAGGGUUUGCUUUUGGACCUCUGUUCCAUUGAAAGGGAGCCGGUUGGCCUCCAGCGAGUUCACCUGGUGCCAAUUUCGUGUGGAGGCAGCCGUGCAGGAACGAGGCCUGCACGACUGGAAGAGGGGAUUUAGCCGCGAGCCGCUUUUCUGCGGCGCUUCAGAAGCGUAGCAUCGCCGGCAGACCAGAAGAACGGUGUGGUCGUGACUGGGAACGACCUGGAGCAGACGUGAGUCCGAAAGGCAGGAGAGCUAUUUGGCUGGCAUUUCCCUCUGUCAAGCCGCAUUUCUGCAUCUCGGUGGCUCAGUCAUCUCCCCCCUGCUGCUGGCAACGUGUUUUUAUAUCCUAGUGCAGUGUUUGCAGACAGCUCUGCCAGAGGCACAGGGUUCCAAUAAACCCUUUUUAUGGAAGAAUAA
Molecule: messenger RNA, 2443 nt
Organism: Gekko japonicus
Lineage: Eukaryota; Metazoa; Chordata; Lepidosauria; Squamata; Gekkonidae
Gene: ECM1
Product: extracellular matrix protein 1
Exons: 7
Coding region: 105-1541 (478 amino acids)
Biological process (GO): regulation of bone mineralization; signal transduction
Cellular component (GO): extracellular region
Source: RefSeq, a predicted model, not a curated record